This is a messenger RNA of Oreochromis aureus, 966 nucleotides long. Its product is annotated as odorant receptor 131-2-like. Gene Ontology annotation, molecular function: G protein-coupled receptor activity. Gene Ontology annotation, biological process: G protein-coupled receptor signaling pathway. Gene Ontology annotation, cellular component: membrane. The coding region runs from base 1 to 966 and encodes 321 amino acids. NCBI's taxonomy places the organism in Eukaryota, Metazoa, Chordata, Actinopteri, Cichliformes, Cichlidae. The transcript is spliced from 3 exons. The record is from RefSeq and is a predicted model, not a curated record.
AUGGACACGUGCGGGUUUAUAGGCCAACUCAAGAACCUUUCAAAUACUGCCAUGAAUUUGACAACAGUUGUGUAUCGGGACUCGUUAAACAUAGCUAUUGUCAAGAAUGUGAUAACUGUGGUCCUCUGUAUCGCCAUCAUCUACUUCAACGGCACCUUGGUGCACACAUUCAAAAAACACGAGGUUUUCAACACAAAUCCUCGUUACAUCCUGUACAUUCAUCUGGUAAUCAAUGAUAUCCUCCUGCUCAUCAUGUUCACCCUCUUUCAAGUUCUCAGUUACACCAUAUUCACUCUUCAUGUGUCUUUAUGUAUUAUUUUGCUAGUGAUUGCCAUAAUUUCCACCCUUAACAAUCCCCUGACCCUCGCUGUGAUGGCAGUAGAGUGUUAUGUUGCUAUAUGCUUCCCUCUCCAGCACUCACAGAUCUGUACAGUCAAAAAUGUAACUGUUGUGAUCACAGUGAUAUGGGUGCUAAGUUCACUUUCAAUUCUGCCAGAUUUAUUCACCAUCUUGGCCACAGAAUCCAGAGAUUUCUUUCAUUCAAGAGUUUUCUGCCUUUGGAACACAAUUUUCAGACUUCCUGAGCUAGAAAAGAAGAGAGACAUAUCCAACAUUGUAUUUCUGGUUAUUGUUUGGCUCACCCUUGUCUACACAUAUUUCAGAAUCCUUUUCACUGCACAGGCAGCUGCUGCAAACGCCAGGAAAGCAAGAAACACUGUACUGCUGCAUGGCUUCCAGCUGCUGCUGUGCAUGCUCACCUACGUGUAUGAUUUGCUGCUGAAUGGUUUGACAUCCUUGUUUCCAAGUGGAGUACUGACUAUUCGCUACACAAUCUCAAUACUAGUACAUGUUGUGCCUCGAAUCAUCAGUCCAAUUGUUUAUGGGAUACGAGAUAAGAUGUUCAGAAAGUACCUGAAAAAAUACUGGUUUCAUACAAAAAAUGCUAAUGCUCUUGUACACAGGUAA